UCAUGUCCAUCCUUCCACUCAACAAUCUUUCUCAUUCUCAAAUUCAAACAGCUCAAAUGGCUCUCCCCGCACUUUCUUUGAUUCUUGCGUUGUCUCUCAUGUCAUUCUUUGCAUCUUCUUGUUUAGCUCGUGAUUUCUCAAUUGUAGGCUAUGCCCCAGAAGACUUGACGUCUAGGGAUAGGAUCAUUGAUCUCUUUGAAUCAUGGAUAUCAAAACACCAGAAGAUUUAUGAGAGUAUUGAAGAAAAAUGGCACAGAUUUGAGAUUUUCAAAGAUAACUUGUUCCACAUUGACGAGACCAAUAAGAAGGUUGUUAACUACUGGCUUGGAUUGAAUGAGUUCGCUGAUUUGAGCCACGAAGAGUUCAAAAACAAGUAUCUUGGCUUGAAUGUUGACUUGUCUAACAGAAGAGAAUGCUCUGAGGAAUUCACAUACAAGGAUGUCUCGAGCAUCCCCAAGUCAGUGGAUUGGAGAAAGAAAGGAGCUGUUACUGAUGUCAAGAACCAAGGUUCAUGUGGUAGCUGCUGGGCCUUUUCAACAGUGGCAGCAGUAGAAGGUAUAAAUCAGAUUGUUACUGGAAAUUUGACAUCCCUCUCUGAGCAAGAGUUGGUCGAUUGUGAUACUACAUAUAACAAUGGAUGCAAUGGAGGACUUAUGGAUUAUGCAUUUGCUUACAUAAUCUCCAACGGUGGACUCCACAAGGAGGAAGAUUACCCAUACAUCAUGGAAGAGGGCACUUGUGAGAUGAGAAAGGCAGAAUCAGAGGUAGUAACCAUUAGUGGAUACCAUGAUGUGCCACAAAACAGUGAAGAAAGCCUAUUGAAGGCACUUGCAAACCAGCCCCUCAGUGUGGCCAUUGAUGCUUCUGGCAGAGACUUCCAGUUUUACAGCGGGGGUGUUUUUGAUGGUCAUUGUGGAACCGAGCUAGAUCAUGGAGUGGCAGCCGUUGGAUAUGGAUCAGCCAAGGGCUUGGACUUCAUCGUAGUUAAAAACUCUUGGGGAUCUAAAUGGGGAGAAAAGGGUUUCAUAAGGAUGAAGAGAAACACUGGCAAGCCCGCAGGACUUUGUGGAAUCAACAAGAUGGCUUCUUAUCCCACCAAGAAGAAGUGACAUGCUAAAUGUCCUAAAUUUGUGUUUUUUCCCUUUUUAUUUACUAUUUCUGAAAUCUGGAUGUCAUGGGGAUGAUGAUGUCUUGUAAUAAUUGAUUUUCUAAAUUCAUGUCCACUCAAGCUCAUGUUUUCUCUGCUA
Messenger RNA from Populus trichocarpa (black cottonwood), 1247 nucleotides. Its product is annotated as cysteine protease XCP2. The transcript is spliced from 4 exons. The record is from RefSeq and is a predicted model, not a curated record. Gene Ontology annotation, cellular component: lysosome. NCBI's taxonomy places the organism in Eukaryota, Viridiplantae, Streptophyta, Magnoliopsida, Malpighiales, Salicaceae. The coding region runs from base 3 to 1109 and encodes 368 amino acids. Gene Ontology annotation, molecular function: cysteine-type endopeptidase activity.